AUGUCAAAUGGAAGUGGAAAGUGCGAUGAGUUUGUCGCAGACGAUGUUACGUCUAAUCGGUCCAACAACACAAGACGAAUGCUGAUAAAAGAAUAUCGGAAGAUUGGUCACGGAGCGUUUGGAACUGUGGUACAGGCAUUCAUCACGCCUGAUCGCGAGAAAUGGUAUGGUCCGUUUGCUAUUAAAAAAGUGCCCGCUCAAACCGAGUACAAAUCUAGAGAGUUACAGAUCCUGAGAAUAGCCGAUCACCCAAAUGUGGUCAGAUUGGAAUAUUUCUUUACCCAUUUAUCGCCACAGGAUGGUAAGGUGUAUCAGCAUUUGGCCAUGGAGUGUUUACCGGAGACUUUGCAGAUCGAAAUCAGUCGCUAUGCGACAAACAAGCUAGAGUUACCAAUGAAACAUGUGAAGCUUUACAGUUAUCAGAUAGCUCGUGGUAUGCUAUAUCUGCAUGCAUUUGGGAUUUGCCAUCGUGAUAUCAAGCCUUCCAAUAUACUUGUGGAUCCUACUACUGGUGUGUUGAAAAUAUGCGAUUUCGGAUCGGCUAAGAAGUUAGAACAAAGUCAGCCCUCUAUCAGUUAUAUCUGCUCGCGAUUCUACAGAGCACCGGAGUUGAUUGUUGGCUGUACCCAGUACACUACUCAGAUCGACAUAUGGGGGCUUGGCUGUGUGAUCGGUGAAAUGCUUAUAGGGAAGGCUGUAUUCCAAGGACAGGAGCCGCUCUUGCAGCUGCGCGAAAUUGCCAAGUUACUUGGACCUCCUGAUAAGAAAUUUGUAUUCUUUGCGAACCCAAGCUAUGACGGUCCUUUAUUCUCCAAACCUUUAUUCUCUGGCUCACGACAACAACGUUUUGAAAAGCAUUUCAGUCAUGCAGGUCCCGACGAAAUUGACUUACUGAUGAACGUUCUGGUCUACGAACCGCAAAUGAGACUAUCUCCAAGACGUAUUAUGGCGCACCGAUUUUUCGACGAUUUGAGAAACGAAGAAUACUUCUUCCCAAGAGGCCAGACUGAGCCUGUUCGUCUCCCCAACUUGUUUGACUUCAGUGAAUUCGAACUGCAGGUCCUCGGCGAGUUUGUUGAUAAGAUCAGACCUAACAAGGACAAACAGCCCUCCGAAACUGAAGCCAAAUAG
Molecule: messenger RNA, 1131 nt
Organism: Torulaspora globosa
Lineage: Eukaryota; Fungi; Ascomycota; Saccharomycetes; Saccharomycetales; Saccharomycetaceae
Gene: MCK1
Product: serine/threonine/tyrosine protein kinase MCK1
Exons: 1
Coding region: 1-1131 (376 amino acids)
Biological process (GO): signal transduction; protein phosphorylation
Cellular component (GO): cytoplasm
Molecular function (GO): protein serine/threonine/tyrosine kinase activity; ATP binding; protein serine/threonine kinase activity
Source: RefSeq, a predicted model, not a curated record